UUGUUAAAAUACCCAAUUCCAUUUUUUUCUGAUUUUGUUUGUUUUGUUUCGAUUUGGGUAACUGUUGGUUUUAUUGAGAAUAAAUUCGGGAUGAACUUGGGGAAUCGAUGUGGAAUUUUGAGUUUUGGUGUUGAUUCUUGAGUGUGUUGGUGUUGAAUUUUGGAAAUUGUUCUUCAUCUUGGUAUUUGGGAUCGCUUCGAUUCUGGGUUUUCAUUGUUGUUCUGUGCUUGAUUGUUUUUGAGUGGCAUUUUGAAUUUGAAUUCUGUAUUUUUCCUUGAUGGGGAGCGGAGAUCAUGAGAGACAUGAUGGUGUUGGGGCACAUGCCCCUCGGCCUGGUUACUUUCUACGUUUGGACAACACAAGUACUGAAGACGAUAUAUAUCUGAAGAAGAGAGUCAGAAUGCGCAGGUGGCUUUGUUGUACUUGUCAAGUUGAAGAGUCAUACCAAUCAAAUGAAAGUGAGCAGCUGAAGAGCCCAAAGAAUUAUACAGAAGGGAACCAAAAGGGUUCAAAGGUAUCAGUUCCUGUCAAACCUGAAGUGCAAAAGGCGGCCCCACCUAUUGAGGUGCCCGCUUUGCCUUUAGAAGAACUUAAGGAGACAACUGACAACUUUGGGUCCAAGGCAUUGAUUGGUGAAGGAUCCUAUGGGAGAGUGUAUUAUGCAACUCUGAACAAUGGUAAAGCUGUGGCUGUGAAAAAGCUUGAUGUUUCAUCUGAGCCAGAGACAAAUGUUGAGUUUUUGACCCAGGUUUCCAUGGUUUCUAGAUUGAAGCAUGAAAAUCUUGUCGAGUUGCUUGGUUACUGUGUUGAAGGCAAUCUUCGUGUGCUUGCAUAUGAAUUUGCCACCAUGGGAUCUUUACAUGACAUAUUGCAUGGUAGAAAGGGAGUUCAAGGAGCACAACCAGGUCCUACUCUUGACUGGAUGCAGCGGGUGAGGAUUGCAGUUGAUGCAGCUAGAGGGUUGGAGUAUUUGCAUGAGAAGGUUCAACCUUCCAUUAUACAUAGAGAUAUCAGAUCAAGCAACGUGCUUCUCUUCGAAGACUUCAAAGCCAAGAUAGCAGAUUUUAAUCUUUCAAACCAGGCUCCUGACAUGGCUGCUCGCCUUCACUCUACUAGAGUUUUGGGAACUUUUGGUUAUCAUGCACCAGAGUAUGCAAUGACGGGGCAGUUGACACAGAAGAGUGACGUGUACAGCUUUGGCGUGGUUCUUCUAGAGCUACUGACUGGUAGGAAACCUGUUGAUCAUACUAUGCCUCGUGGGCAACAGAGUCUUGUUACUUGGGCUACCCCAAGGUUGAGUGAAGAUAAAGUUAAACAGUGCGUGGAUCCAAAGCUAAAGGGAGAAUAUCCUCCUAAAGGAGUGGCAAAGCUGGCAGCUGUGGCAGCAUUGUGUGUGCAAUAUGAAGCCGAGUUCCGACCAAAUAUGAGCAUUGUGGUCAAGGCACUUCAACCUCUAUUAAAACCGCCUACCCCAGCUCCGGAAACUUGAAUAGAAGAUGUCCCAGUUUUUCUCUUUUGUUGGAAUUUCUUCGUCCUUCAGAUAUUCUUGGUUUCAUUUGCCUGAGGGUUUCACCACAAAACUUCACAUAUAUAUAUUUGUUUAUUUUCAGUAUAUGAGAUUGGAUGUGUAGGGUUGGAUUGGCCAUUGCUAAGUUGUCUGUUGCAUACUGGACCAGGUUGUUAAAGUUUAUGGAAGCCACAAAACUGACUUGGAUUGGGUUGUGAAGGUGGACGUCUGUCACUAAAUGUUUAUUUGAUUUGUUGGAUUGUCUGUGCUCAAAAAGGGGGCUUUCUCCCCUCUUCAUGUAUGUUCUUACUUUGCGUUUAGUGAAGUCCUUCCAAUUUGAGGAAUAGGCUGAUUGUGAAUUUGUGAUUCUGGAAACAUGACCCAGUUGAAGGUAUUACUGAUCUACUGAUGCUUUUUACUGUC
Molecule: messenger RNA, 1930 nt
Organism: Ziziphus jujuba (common jujube)
Lineage: Eukaryota; Viridiplantae; Streptophyta; Magnoliopsida; Rosales; Rhamnaceae
Product: PTI1-like tyrosine-protein kinase 3
Exons: 8
Coding region: 278-1489 (403 amino acids)
Biological process (GO): protein phosphorylation
Molecular function (GO): protein tyrosine kinase activity; ATP binding
Source: RefSeq, a predicted model, not a curated record